This is a messenger RNA of Microtus ochrogaster (prairie vole), 594 nucleotides long. It is a transcript of the gene Rd3l, whose product is annotated as RD3 like. The record is from RefSeq and is a predicted model, not a curated record. Lineage: Eukaryota; Metazoa; Chordata; Mammalia; Rodentia; Cricetidae.
AUGCCACUUUUCAGCUGGAUGAAGUGGCCGGGAAAUAAUUCCUACAAGCAAACACACUGCGCUGGCUCAGAUACGGUGACAAAGACCCUGCUUCGGGAAUUAAAAUGGCAUCUAAAAGAGCGUGAGAGAUUAAUACAAGAGAUCGAAAAUGAACAGAAAGUGAAAAAAACAGGUGUGGAUUACAACUGGCUGCGAAACUACCAGAAUCCUCAGGCAACCAUCCCAGCUACCGAACAAAGACAGCUUGAAGUUCUUUGUUCCCAAGUGCACCCUUGUCAAACCGGAACUAUUCUCAGCAGAUUCCGAGAACUUCUGGCAGAAAACGAUGUACUUCCCUGGGAAAUCGUCUACAUCUUCAAGCAAGUUCUGAGAGACUUCCUCAGCAGUCCUGACAGAGGGGGUCAGCACGCUGGCCCACGGGACUCCGCCACCAGCUGUUCCCCGGCCCCUGUGCUCUCGGGCGAAAGCUCCCAGAGGCCCCACAAAGACGAAAUACCCACGAUUUCAAGUUAUGUAGACAGACAUGCCAACAGCAGGCUUCUGUCAUGUUCACACAGAGUGUGGAACCGGCCACACUACUACCCAUCGAGUUAA